CUGCGCUCAGACCAUCAUGGCGUCUCCCAGUGGGAAGGGAUCCUGGACGCCCGAGGCUCCUGGCUUCGGGCCGCGCGCGCUAGCUCGAGACCUGGUGGACUCGGUGGACGACGCAGAGGGGCUGUACGUGGCGGUUGAGCGGUGUCCGCUGUGCAACACCACUCGCCGGCGGCUGACUUGUGCCAAGUGCAUCCAGAGCGGUGAUUUCGUCUAUUUCGACGGCCGCGACAAGGAGAGGUUUGUUGACAAGAAGGAAAGGCUGAACCAGCUCAAGAGCAAGCAAGAGGAGUUUCAGAAGGAAGUACUAAAAGCUAUGGAAGGAAAACAGCUAACAGAUCAGUUGAGAUGGAAAAUAAUGUCAUGCAAGAUGAGGAUUGAGCAGCUGAAACAAACAAUAUGUAAAGGAAAUGAAGAAAUGAAGAAAAAUUCUGAAGGCCUUCUCAAAAACAAGGAGAAGAACCAGAAGCUUUACAGCCGAGCCCAGCGGCACCAAGAGAAAAAGGAGAAGAUUCAGCGGCACAACCGCAAGCUUGGGGACCUGGUGGAGAAGAAAACCAUUGACUUGAAGAGUCACUACGAGCGGCUGGCGUGUUUGCGAAGGUCCCGCAUCCUAGAGCUCACCUCCGUCAUCUUCCCAAUGGAUGAAGUGAAGACUUCUGUGAGAGAUCCUGCAGACGUGUCUUCAGAGAGUGACAGCGCAAUGACAUCUAGCAUGGUGAGCAAACUUGCUGAGGCCCGGAGGACAACCUACCUCUCUGGAAGAUGGGUCUGUGAUGACCACAACGGUGACACCAGCAUUAGCAUUACAGGCCCUUGGAUUAGCCUCCCAAACAACGGGGACUACUCUGCCUACUACAAUUGGGUAGAAGAGAAGAAAACAACCCAAGGGCCCGACAUGGAACACAACAACCCUGCCUACACUAUCAGUGCCGCGCUGUGCUACGCCACUCAGCUCGUCAACAUUGUGUCUCACAUACUUGAUAUCAAUCUUCCCAAAAAGCUGUGCAACAGUGAGUUCUGUGGAGAAAACCUCAGCAAGCAGAAACUGACGCGCGCGGUGAGGAAACUGAACGCAAACAUCCUUUACCUUUGUUCCUCGCAGCAUGUGAAUUUAGAUCAGCUACAACCUCUGCAUACACUCAGAAACCUAAUGCACUUGGUGAGCCCACACUCGGAGCACCUAGGCAGGUCAGGACCCUUUGAAGUGCGAGCAGACCUUGAGGAGUCCAUGGAAUUUGUGGACCCUGGAGUUGCCGGAGAAUCAGACGUGAGUGGAGACGAGCGAGUGAGCGAUGAGGAGACUGACCUGGGCACAGACUGGGAGAACCUGCCGAGCCCCCGAUUCUGUGACAUCCCUUCCCAGCCAGUGGAAGUUUCCCAGAGCCAGAGUACCCAGGCCUCCCCACCCAUUGCCAGCAGCAGUGCGGGUGGGAUGAUCUCUUCGGCUGCAGCCUCCGUGACCUCCUGGUUUAAAGCUUAUACUGGCCACCGCUAAUGAGUGUCGACCAGAACACACGAGAUCGUUUCCACUGCACUCUGAUAACCUUGUGUGUGUAGUCACCAGAGGGCUAACUAGUGUGAGGACAAGCACAUGUGCCUCUCAGGUGGCCUGUGACGGGGACCAUGCUCAGGGCCUCCUCAGCCCCGGUCCUAGACCUUAGACCCCACAGUGUGCUGCUGGGAUGCCUAGAGACUUCCUGACGUAAGUUCUAGACUCUGUCAGGUCACAAAGAAGUGUUUCUUGGUAGUGAGGAAUGAAAGACAAAAGCCGAGUUUGUUUUUCUGUUAUCUGCCGCAGCUUCGGUCUUCCGGGGGAGGCUGGCAUCGGGUGGUGGUGGCACCUGGAGGGCAGGCGGGGACUCUGCUCUCGCUGUCAUCAUGUAUCACAUUCCUGAUUCUCUGCCACACCAAAGAAACCAUGGUCUUUCUUCCACGAGUGGGGAGUCGUAGCUGCGACGUUUAGAGAUGUCGGGACAGUUUUCUUGUGCUCUUGUUUAAGUCAUUGGCGAUGUCUGUGCUACACGCAUUUAAAGUGGACUUUUCAGAACCACGCCUGUUUGAGCUAAACGCUGCCCAGGCAGCUUGAACUGAUUGAGUGUUCGCUCUCUUGCUGCAGUUUCUUGAAGGGGGGCUAGCCAGUAGCAGGUGUUCUGGGGAACCCCUGCUUGUCGUUGGGGUCUCCGUGGCUCCAGAGGCUGCACAUGACAGAGCACGUGCAGCUGUCCCAGGAAGUGCUCGAGGAAUUUCCUCCAAGAGACCAUUUUAAUGACAAUCUUACAGAAAGUUAUAACGAGAGGCAUUAUAGUAAAACUUGGAAAUAGCCCUUUUUUAUUUUUAAUAACUUCAAAAAAGAGAGAAGUCCUAUGUAACAGACCACAGAAACCUUUUGGAAACCGCCCCUCCCCUGCGGUAGUGCCAUCCCUUCCCGACUGAACUGGUGUGGUGACACCUCAGGCAAGUCCUUCGGCAGUUUGCCGCGCCCUGGCUUCUGUUCACGUCGUCGUUAUGGUUGUUACUCUGCAGACUGAGGUGCUAGUGAGCAUUUGCUGUUGUAGACCUGUAGGAAGCAAGGAGCCCUAUGGUCCUGCUCUAGAUACUCCCUGGGGAGGAGACUGCUUCCCUCCUGCAGGCGUCACUGUUCCAUGCUCAGCUCCAUCACUGUUGGAAUCUGUAGGCUGAGUCUGGAAUGAGCAGAUACCAACUGAGAAAGGACCCGUGAGCUUGAGCCGCACAGAGUGCAGACGUCAUGGACUCAUGCCUACAGCAGCUAGAACGGAUGCGGGAGUGAGGCCUGAUGGGUAUUUGGUCUUAGUGUAAAGUAGAGGCACUUCUGUCACUUUAUGUCACAGUCGAUGACCGCCUAGGCUGCUGAAAUACUCGAGGUUCAUGAUUUUGCACUGGAUCCACCUGUUGUAAAUAUUAAAUACACAUUUCAACCACUGUCGUUCCCCCCCACCCCCCGUACUCUUUGCUGCUCAUUGAAACCUUUGAUGCAGGUGCCAGGACCAUCUGUAAACAGCUUUCAGAAACAAUGGAGCUGGUAUUUUUGUAAACCAAAGCCAUAGAAGUUGGCCGUGUUUUCCAUUUUAAAAUGAUUUAGUGAAACAAGGUAAUACUGCUAGAAACUCAGAGGCACCGCAUAGGCUGCUUUAAUGGUCUUAUAAAAGGCAUUUGCUGUAAGAACAGAACCAAGAGUGUAACUUAACGUAGAGACAGGCAGUCCCCGCGGUAUGGUGGAUGCCAUGGGUGAGGAGUCGGGCGUGCUUUGGGGAAGGGUUGCAGUGUCGGAGCCCCCUUGCUGCACCUGAGACUUCUGCGUCAGGGUGAGCCACACAGACGUUUUCUAAGCUUUUAUUGUAUUCCUGCAAUAAAUCCUUUAACAGUA
Molecule: messenger RNA, 3385 nt
Organism: Microtus oregoni (creeping vole)
Lineage: Eukaryota; Metazoa; Chordata; Mammalia; Rodentia; Cricetidae
Gene: Atg14
Product: autophagy related 14
Exons: 10
Coding region: 17-1495 (492 amino acids)
Biological process (GO): mitophagy; cellular response to starvation; autophagosome assembly
Cellular component (GO): phosphatidylinositol 3-kinase complex, class III; autophagosome; extrinsic component of phagophore assembly site membrane
Source: RefSeq, a predicted model, not a curated record